This is a messenger RNA of Mytilus californianus (California mussel), 7591 nucleotides long. RefSeq names its product F-BAR domain only protein 2-like. Bases 57 to 2795 code for a protein of 912 amino acids. The record is from RefSeq and is a predicted model, not a curated record. The transcript has 26 exons. Gene Ontology annotation, biological process: clathrin-dependent endocytosis; clathrin coat assembly. Gene Ontology annotation, cellular component: clathrin-coated pit; cytoplasm; clathrin-coated vesicle. NCBI's taxonomy places the organism in Eukaryota, Metazoa, Mollusca, Bivalvia, Mytilida, Mytilidae.
ACAAUCAAAAUAAUCGCCAUUUUCAUGGAAUCAAACCAGAUGCAGUUUCAAAAUUUAUGAUGACAACUUUCUCUGAUCAUUUUUGGGGAGAAAAGAACAAUGGCUUCUAUGUGCUGUAUCAUAAUAUGAAACAUGGCCAGACAGCUUCUAAAGACUUCAUAGACUUUCUGAGAGAAAGUUGUACUGUAGAAGAAACUUACAGCAAAUUAUUAACCAAGCUAGCCAGAACUGCGACUAACAGUAGUCACACAGGGACAUUUGCACCUUUUUGGAAUGUGUUGAAAAGUUUAACAGAGAAGUUAGCUAGCCUGCAUAUGCAGUUAGUUCUGACAUGGAAUGACCUAAUCAAGGAUGUAGCUAGAUACAAUGACGAACAACAUAAACGUCACAAAGCAAUAAAAGAUGGUGAAUCCAGUACACUGGAACAGGUUACUGCUAUACAAAACAACACAACAGCACUUCACAAGGCAAAAGAGUUGUAUCAUGCCAGAUGUUUAGAAUUGGAGAGAUUAAAAAGAGAUAAUGCUCCUCAAAAAGAUGUAGAAAAGUCUGAAGUAAAGUACAAGAAAGCAAGUGAUGAUUACAAGUCUCUCCUAGAGAAAUAUGAAACUAUUAGAAACAAUUUUGAAAAUAAGAUGAUGGAUUCAUGUAAACAUUUCCAAGAGGUAGAAGAGGAACAUAUAUGUCAAAUGAAGGACUUUAUUGAUACCUAUGCAAAAGCUUGGGAGAAUGAACAUGCACUGAGAGGACAGGUGCACCAUGAAUUUAAAACAACAUGUGAUGAGUUGACUGUACAGAAAUUACUAGAUUCAUUUAUACAGUCAAAACAAACAGGAAAAAUUAAACCAGGUCCACUUGAAUUCAUGGAACCUGAUUUGUCCAGUUUACCGGCACCAAGGCCUAUGUCACCAGAACCAACAGAGGCUAAGCGAGAAAGUAUAACAGAGAAAAGUAGACCAGAUAUGAUAUUAAACCUGGACUCUACAGGGAGUCCUGUUCCAACUGACCAGCCUGGUCCUCUAAGUAGAAGUGUAAAGUUACGAGUUUCCAAAACAUGGUUCUUAAAGAAGAACAGAAAGAAAGAGAAGAAGAAGAAAAAGAAGGACAAAGAUGACAAAAGCAACGAUGAUAAAGCAGACACAGAAUCUGUAGACACUCUUGAAGGGGAUGAUGGUUUGGUUGAUGAAGAUGGUUACAGAAUCAGGCCAGAUAAUCCAUUAGAAAAUAAUGGUGAUAAAAAUAGCUGGAAUUCUAGUGAUUCAGAUUCAGAUUCAGAUGAUGAGAGUAAACGUAAAAUAAAAGUAGAAAUCCGACCAUUAAGUCCUAAUGGUCCACUACAGGCUGGCACUGUGGAUGAGAUCAAAGAAAAAAUGGUUGGAUUAAGGCUUUCUCCUACUGCUGUGAGGAAGAGAGCUCAGACACCUGUAGACAAGAAAAUGAAAAGAUCCCAGUCAGAAUCGGAUACCUUGGGAGAAUCCCGUCCAAGCCAAAACCUGGACCUUCUAAACUUAGAUUUUUUUAGUUCCUCUACGUCAUCUACACCUGUUGGAGGUGGAUUUAACCUCCCAUCACCAUUGUCUCCUAUGGCAGACAUAUCCAAUAGUCUUUCUAGUACUCCUGCUUCAAAUCCAAAUGCAUCAGAUAUAUUAAACGUAGAUGCAUCAGAUAUAUUAAAUGGUAGUAUUAGUCCAUCAACUAGUCUUCAAUCCAAACCUGAUAAUAUAUCAUCAGCAUCCAGUCAACUUACCUCUUCUUUGAAUGGUAGUUUUAAUUUACCAAUGCCACCUCAGCGACCUCCGUCACGGACAUCAGCAAUAGCUCCACAGGUUCCAGCUCGUGUAACAGCAGGAGGAAGAACUAGUCCAGCUUUCAUGUCACGGUCAGAGAGUAGUAGCAGUGUUACAUUCAGUACCACAUCCAUGCCAGUUGGAGCAUCACGUGGACCAAGUCCUUUAACUAUAGGCAUGUCUGAUACAGUUCCACUAGCUAUAGCUUUUACAGAAACUAUUAAUUCACUCUUCAGAGGAACAGAUGCUACAAAAUGUAUGGUGAAGAUAACAGGAAAUGUGAUGAUGUCAUUUCCAGCUGGUGUUGUUAAAGUCUUUACAGAAAAUCCAUCACCUGCACUCUUAAGUUUUAGAAUCAAAAAUACCGACCGAUUAGAACAAGUACUACUCAAUCAGCAGCUCGUUAUUCAAGAUGUUGACCAAAGUUCAUCAGAUAGUCUUUCAUACCAUUUUGAUAUGUCCGCUUUAUGUGGACAUCUGAAAACCCAAGGAGAAGAAAAUAAAACUGCCUCAUAUUUUAAUAUUGAUAUUCUGAAGUACCAGGCUAAAGCAUUGUCUGGUGUCGGUAGUUGUCCAUUGCCAUUGGUUGUGUAUUGGAAGUGUGAACCUACUCAUACAGAUAUACGAUUAGAUUAUAAAUUUAAUCCUUUACCAAUGUCCAACCCAUCAACAUUAAAAAAUAUAUCUCUAAUGAUUCCAGUCAGUGGAGAAGUUACUAGCAUGAAAAGUACACCUGAAGGAGUGUGGAAUGAAGAAAGCCAAAGAGGAAUGUGGAAACUAAAUGAUAUAUCAGAAGUUAGUGAAGAAGCAGGACAAGGUUGUGUUAGAGCUAAAUUCCACUUAAAAUCAGGUCCUAGUAAACCUGCCACGGCUGCAGUACAAUUUAUAUGUGAAGGAGCAUCAUUAUCUGGAAUAGACUUUGAAUUAAUAGGGUCUGGAUAUAGGAUAUCUCUUGCAAAGAAAAGAUUUGGAGCAGGCAAAUACUUAGCAGAUCCAGAUGAUUCAUAGCCAAGUGUGUUCACUGUUCAAGUCUCAGGACCAUGAUGCAACAUUCCAUUCAUGUGGCAUUAGGUACAGUGGUACUUACAUCAACACAAAAGGAUGAUAGACCUGUUGUACUACAUGUACCCAAACUUUGUGGCAGAUAUAAUGUAAUGUGAUCCAUGCAAAAGCAUAUUCAUAAAGUGAUAUACAAAUUGUGCAUUUAGUACUUAAUCUAAAUUGUCAUUAUUAAUCAUUAAAUAAUGUUUAUUUGAAUACAAAGAUAAGUAAACCAGAAGGGUUGUUAAUGCAGAAAAUAAAAUUUUUUUUUGAAUUGUAGAUAUAAAGAUUUGGUCAGUUUUUAACAAGUUUGCUGUGUUGAGAUUCAGAAAUAACAAGAGGAGUUAAAGUUUAUUGAAUUGUCAAUGACAGAUUAUUUUUUAAUUUAUUUUUAGGGCAUUUGUUAUGUAGUUAUAGCAAUGCCCUGUUUGAAAAAUUGUAUUGUUUGGGUUUUUUCCUCUCUUAGAAAGAUAGAUAAUUUGAAAUAAAUAAAAAUAAAUACAGGUAGUUUGAUGAAUGAUAGGAAAUAACUGACAUUGCCUAUAAAAAGUUCUUUCUUUCAAGUAUUACCUCCCCAUUUUAUUAUUAUUAGAAUGUCUGCUGCUAAUUGGAAUGAUAAAAUGAUAAUAAUUGAUUGCACAGUCCUAAUAAUACAUCUCGUGUUUAAUAAAAUACUUUGUGUUAAGUCAUGUAAAGCAAAAAGAUGGAAUAAAGAUGUGGAAUGUAAAAAACAAAUGAGGGAAAGAUAACAUAUAAUUUUAUUUUAGUGGUUGUCUUUUAAGAGUGCUGUCAUAUUUUACUGUUACUGUCUUGUGUUCUCAUUUUGUCUGUAAAAGUGCUCAAACAUUUUUUUUUAACAAUCGAUUCAUCCUUUUCGUUUAAUUUGGAUAUUUAUGCUCAUCCUUUAUGGAAAAUCAUCAUUUAUAAUCAUUUUAAGCACAGCUCCCUUCUUUCUAUAUCAGUACUACAACAGUUUAUACUCAGUAGAAGACAAAGGUCAUGAAAAGUUUGGUCAUGCGAAUAUGUUUAUGAAGUUAAAAAAGAGUUGUUAUGCUCCAAAGAGAAGUAAAUCCAAUUUCCCUUUAUUCAGUAUUUCCAAAUGUAUUAUUAUUAUGUUCUUCCAUGCUGUUUCAUUGUCACAUUAUUUUAGUGAAUUAUAAGUUUUGGCAAUGGUUAUGUUCUUUUGGAAUAAGACUUACAGUUAUUGUAUUACUAGGCUUGUUUUGAUUAAGGUUUCAGUAGGUUCAUUUUGAAUAAGGUUUCAGUAGGCUCGUUUUGAAUAUGGAUUCAGUAGCCUUGUUUUGAAUAAGGUUUCAGUAGGCUUGUUUUGAAUAAGGUUUUAGUAGGCUCAUUUCGAAUAACGUUUCAGUAGGCUCGUUUUGUUUAUUGUGUAAAUUUCUUUUGAAUUUGUGGAUCCCAAUGUAUUUAUGUUUGACAAACUUUUGACUUUGAGUGACUUUUAUGAAGGCUCUCCAGAUUCUGUGUAUUUCAUUUUGGUACUAUAGAUUCUGCCUUGACAUAUAUUCACCAAAUCAAACGCAUCUUUUAAAUAAUAUCUGUAAUACAGGAGUACAAAUGUCAAUGUCAUAUUUAAAUAUCUGUAAUACAGGAGUACAAAUGUCAAUGUCAUAUUUCAAUGUCUGUAAUACAGGAGUAUAAAUGUCAAUGUCAUAUUUCAAUACAGUUAACAGGUAUGGCUACAUUAAAUCUACAACUUGAAGAUUAGACUGAAUUCAGGAGAUAUACUUCAAAAACGUAUCAGGAUUUUAUAACAAAAUUUAAUGUGACAAAAUAGUCAAUUCUGACCUUGAACCCUGAUUUUCAAGGAUCUAGACAGUUUACAUGUAAUAGUUAAAUAUGGGGUUCUUACAUGGUCAAAACCUGAAGUCUCAUUGAAAAAGACCUGUGACCUUAAAAAUGUUCAAAAUCGAGAAUCAGAUCAGUUUAGAACUGUAUAGUUUGCUUUAAGUGACCUUGAGACUGGAGUCAAUUUUUAAACUUGACCUUGUGACCUAAGGUGGGGGGGGGGUACCCUACUGGAGCCUCAAACAUAAUCUGCCAAUCAGAUGUUUGUACAUGUAUUUUUGUUACGUUAUUUUAUUUGUUGAUUGUUAAUGUAAUGAUUUUUAUGUUAUUUUAAAUUUACAUGAAGUUCUGUCUUUAGUGUACAUUGAAAUUAACAUUUUUGCAAAAUGCAGGAGAUUUUGAAAGUUUUAAACAGUAUGUGUAUCAUAUUAAUUUGUUAUAUUUAGUGCAAUAUUGUUAUCAUCAAAUGUAUUUAUUUAUUUGAACAUGUCAGUAAAUUUUUAUCCCCAUUCCUCCCUUCCUUAUUGAAUAUAAUGUAGAAUUAUUUAUUUUUUUGGACCUUGACCUUAUUCAUAGAUUUUUACCUGUUGCUGAUUUUGGUCAGUGAAUUCGAAAAAUUCAAAUAUUCCAAAUAUAUAAUUUUUUGGAAUGUUUUGUUAUUACAUUUAUUCAUUUAUUUUGACACUCUUAAGGGAAUUAUGGACAGUUAUAAUCCACUGUAAAAUUUUCCCCAAAUUUUGAAACAAGGUCUAUUUUAAUGUGUACUUUUUAAAUAUAUACAAAAAAUGAUACAUUCAUGGGUCAUUUUUGAAGAUGUAUUAGAUUUUUUUUGUUGGCCUAUUGGGGGAGAAGCAUUUAAAGAAAUCAUUUUUUUUCAAUGUUCAAGAAAAACUUUUACUCCAAAAGAAUUGUCUGUUACAAUUUUUCUUCAAAAUAACAUAUACACUUUUUGGGCAUUUUUCAACCAGCAAAGAAAACAUUAAAAUUGGUACCAUCUGUUUUUUUUAGGUUUUUUUUUGGAUGAAAUUGAUUGUUUUCAAAUAGCAUUAUGCUAUCCUACUCUAGGCAACUUCAUUACCUCCCGCUACAACUGCAUGGUAUGGUAUGCAUUUAGCAAAUAAAACAUUUAUAGAACAUUCACACAUCCCAAUUUUAAGUUAUUUGAAAAUAAUACAAAUUACAAAUAUAUUUUUGUUCAUUCAUCUUUUUUUUUUCCAUCCACACAAGGUCUAUAUUAGAUUUGUGGUCCAGAGUCUGUUAUAAAAUGGACCAUUUACUAAUAAUUUGGUGAUUUCUUGAGUUAUGAUGAUGAUUUUAAUAUUAUGCAAGUACUUGCACUUUCCAUUUAAGUAUCCUAGCACAAAUGAUUACACAUUACUUUAAAGUACAAAGACAAUAAAAAUAACUACUUCAAGGUUUUUUGUUGAGCCUGCGACAUUUAUGUUGCGAAAGCGAGACACAGCAAUCCAAGAUUGCGUCGUCAGUGGUGGCAUUGGCUUUGGCGUCGUCAACAUUGAGGUUCAGUCUGGUUAAUGUUUAUUUAGACGUUAAUAACUUUGUCAAACUUUCAUGGAAUUUUAUGAAAUUUGGGUAGAAGCUUUUUAUGACCAAAAUACAGUAUCCAGAGCAAAAUUUUGAAAAUAUUUAUUUUCAUUUUCAUUUUUCCAUGUUUUACUGAUAAAUAGUGAACAAGUAGAUUCAGUCUGGGGUUUAAGUUUGUUACACAUCAAGUUCUUUGUCAAACCUUCAAAGAAUUUAUGAAAAUUUGGCAGAAGCAAACUUUUUUUUUUCAUUUUCAGUAUUUUUCUGAUUAAUGGACUUCGUUUUUUACAGUAAACAUUCUCACAGUCUGGGAUUAAAUUUUUUUGACUUUAUAAAUUUGUAAAUCUUCAUAGAUUGUUGUGAAAGUUGGACAGAAGUUAAUCUUCAAGACCAAGAAAUAGCAUUUUAAGAAAAGUUUGAUUUUUUUUUUUUCACCUUUUAAGUCAACAUCACACUUUUACACUGACAGCAGCAGUGGCAGGCGAGACACAGGGUUCUGUGGAACCCUUUACCAAUUUUUUUAUAUAAAUUAUAUAUAUAUUCUACAACUUAUUAAGUGCUCAAGAUAGAUAUAUUUUAAAAUUUUAAAUGUAAGGCUUGCAGAGUGAUUUAAAUGUUUAAAAUUAAACUGUCGAGAUACUGUAGUGAAAUCUGAAACUCCGAUGAUUUUUAGAAGAUAUGUAUGCAAACUUUUCUUCUUCUUUUUCACUGAUCUGCAAAAAGACAAUGUUAUUUCUCUGUGAUGUCAUCAGUAAUGGUCAUCUUUUUGUGUUAUUUCUCAAUAGAGAAAGCAGAAAAAACAAGACAUUUUGAUGUAAUUUCAAAAUAAUCCUUAAAAAAAAGUUCUUUUCUUUUUUGAACCACUGUAAACUGGCAAUUUGAAUUUUGGAGUAAAAUUUGCAUAAAAUACAAAAUUUUUACAGUAACAAAAAAUAGCCAAUGAACAUAUCAUUGAUGUGUUGCAUUGCUGAAGUUUUAAAGAUUUUUACUACAAUAAAUGAUACAUUUUACUGAGAUUAUGAACAUUUUUUAUUAUAUUUAUUGGACAGGUAGUCUACACAAAUUGAUAAAAAUUAGUGAAAUUUAUUACUGACAUACAAAUGAUUUGUAUAAUUAAUAUCUCAUUAUUUUCCUCAAAUUUCAUGUCAGAUUAUUUUUUGUAUAUUUUAUGAUUAACCAAAAUGUAUUUGAAAAUGAAAUAUGAAAAUUUAAUCAGGAAACACUUGUUACAUCAAUUCACUUUAUUAGACUAAUCUUUAUUUGAAUUUACAGAAAACAUUGUAUUUUUCCCACCUUUUUUGUCAUUCAUUAUACAAUAAUUCCCUUGUGAUUAUUAUUUGUUACACAAUAAAUGCAAAUAAAGAAACAUAAUAAUAAAAUUUGAAAUAAUCACAAAUAAAAAAUAAUAUACACUU